AAUUGGUCUGAAAACAUGUCUGCUCUUCCACUAUAUGGAGCACACAUGCCUAUCCUCCCGAAGUUUGCUGAAAAUACAUACCAUUUUUUAUUCUUUUUUCUUGAUUUGUACUACACAAUUUUAGAUUUGCGAUCAAAAUUGCACGAGCACUUAAGAUGGCAGAUUCUCAGCUUUUAUGAAACAUAUUUUGUACAUUUUGGUAUCAACAUUUUGAAAUAAAUACACUUUUUAGACACGGUCUUCCUAUUUCAGGGGCCAAUGUUUGGACAGUUGGCUUUGCAGGUAUUUUUGAUUAAUCAGGUGUAUUCAGUGGCUUCUGUAGAGCAUUCAUGAGAGAGCUUUCAAUGUCUAGUCUUGAUUCUCAACUUUUGUUUGCCUUUGGAGUCUGUUAUUCGCCUUUGUCAACAUGAGGAUCACAGUUGGAACAAAGAAAGCCAAUGUAGCCAUUAUAAGGCUUAGAAAUGGGUGCAGUCGGAUGCAUUAGCCAAACCCGAGACUUCAUAAAAUCAAUUGUUUGGAAUUUGGUUAAUAUGGAGUGAAUUGAGUACAAGCAAACAAACAGAACAGGUUUUACAACACGCGCACAUUCAAAACAUGAUUAUCAAACAAUGGCUGCUGGCCACUCUUCACGCCAUAUUUAAUGUAGCUAGGUAGCCCUGUGACAGUGAAUGAACGCCGUGUUAGCCAGCAAAUAAAAAUGCAUUUGUGUACAGCGUACAACGAAUUGAUCUCAGAGAUAGAACACCUGACUUUCCAUAAGAAUGAUCUGUGAAAAAAAGUAGCAGACUUGUCGGUUUUGCUCACCGAGUGUAUUUUCUUAUAUUUAUCUACGCAGUGAGCACUUUAUUAGGCUGACCUGUCCACAAGCUUGUUAAUGAGGUGGGGAUUCUGACACUUGUGCGCAUGAGCAUUUUAAUCGUCCCAUGUCUUUGCACUUUGCUGGAACGAAGUGAGUGACCUCCAGGAAGAAGGGAAGAAUGCCAUCAACGCCUCCCUGCAGCCCCCCACCAUGCAGGUCCUCCCAGAGGACACGCUGCUGGAGGAGAACGCUGAAAGGACCAUGCUGGACCCCACGUCCAGGGACAUCCCCAAGUUCAAAGACCUACUGAUGGUGCUGAUCGACUGGGUGAACAUGGAGCUGGUGGAGGACAGGAUCAUCGUGAAGGACCUGGAGGAAGACCUGUAUGACGGACAGGUGCUGCAGAAGCUGUUCGAGAAGCUGUCGGGGCGGAGGCUGAACGUCGCCGAGGUCACGCAGUCGGAGGUCGGGCAGAAGCAGAAGCUCCAGACGGUGCUGGAGGCGGUGAACGAGAUGCUCAGACCCCACGGCUGGGCCAUCGAGUGGAGCGUGGAGGCCAUUCACUCUAAGAGCCUGGUGGCCAUCGUCUUCCUGCUGGUGGCGUUGGUGGUGCACUUCCAGGCCCCGAUUCGCCUCCCUGAGCAGGUGUCCGUACAGGUGGUGGUGGUCAAGAAAAGAGAGGGCAUCCUACAGACGUCCCGCGUGACCAAGGAGCUGACCUCCACCACAGAGAUGAUGAUGGGAAGAUUUGAAAGAGACGCUUUCGACACGCUGCUCGACCACGCCCCUGACAAACUCAACGUUGUUAAGAAGUCUCUCAUCACCUUUGUGAACAAACACCUGAACAAGCUGAACCUGGAGGUGACGGAGCUGGAGUCUCAGUUUGCCGACGGUGUAUACCUGGUGCUUCUUAUGGGCCUGUUGGAGGACUACUUCAUCCCUCUUCACAACUUCUUCCUGACUCCAGAGAGCUUUGAGCAGAAGGUCCACAACGUCUCCUUCGCCUUCGAGCUGAUGCAGGACGGAGGGCUGAGGAAGCCAAAAGCCAGGCCUGAAGAUGUGGUCAACCUGAAGCUGAAGUCGACACUGAGGGUCCUCUACAACCUGUUCACCAACUACAAAGAUGCGGAGUAACACCUUAACCCUUUAGUGGGCAGCUGCUGGAUUAGGACAGGGCUGAGGGGGGUCAUGGAUCCCACGGACGUGAGAGCUAUCAGGCAAAAAACCUCGAGCACUAGAAACUCAGAGACGCAAAGCCGUCAGGACCCGGGGGUGUGUGGGAACUGUAAGACGUUCGUGGAACUGUGAGUGAAAUCAAAAAGCAGCAGUUUGAAUAUUAACCGUUUAUGGAAUGGAUACGUCCGUGACUCUUCCCUUUUCUUUCAGGCUUGCAUUCUGUUGCUGUUUUUAAAUUGAUAAAUGAUAAUCAAACAAGCUGUAGCUUUUUAAAAAGAAUAUUUUUUUAAUUAAAAAAAAAUAAUUAAAGAAAUGCUGCAAUAUC
This is a messenger RNA of Conger conger (European conger), 2300 nucleotides long. RefSeq names its product parvin, beta (gene parvb). The record is from RefSeq and is a predicted model, not a curated record. Bases 1010 to 1933 code for a protein of 307 amino acids. Lineage: Eukaryota; Metazoa; Chordata; Actinopteri; Anguilliformes; Congridae. Gene Ontology annotation, cellular component: focal adhesion; lamellipodium; cytoplasm. Gene Ontology annotation, molecular function: actin binding. The transcript is spliced from 13 exons. Gene Ontology annotation, biological process: establishment or maintenance of cell polarity; lamellipodium assembly; actin cytoskeleton organization.